Harpegnathos saltator (Jerdon's jumping ant) is the source of this 924-nucleotide messenger RNA. Its product is annotated as suppressor protein of bem1/bed5 double mutants-like. The coding region runs from base 1 to 924 and encodes 307 amino acids. NCBI's taxonomy places the organism in Eukaryota, Metazoa, Arthropoda, Insecta, Hymenoptera, Formicidae. The transcript has 3 exons. The record is from RefSeq and is a predicted model, not a curated record. Gene Ontology annotation, molecular function: ATP hydrolysis activity; ATP binding.
AUGGGCGCGAGCACGACCGUGCGCGUCCUGGUGAUCAUCGCGAUCAUCGUCGCACUCAUCGUCGCAUUGAUCUACCUCGUCGGGCGGGCGAAGGUCCGGAGCAACGAUCGACUGAAACAGCUGUUCAACAGCGAAACGUUGGACACGCUGCGCAUCGGUGUCGGCGUUACAGCCGAAGAGAUCAAGUACAACGAAGAGGCCCAAUCGAUCGUGGAAUUGGAGCGCGCCGACAACACUGCAGCGGCCGACAAGCAUGUGGCUCUCGGUACGAUCGUGGUCCGAUACGCCGCCACGUACGAUCGAUUCAUCGUCGAUCCGGCGCACAGACAGUUUCUGCGCAGCGGUGAACAGCACGCGCUGUUGCUGAACGCCUAUUUCGUGAUCAACGACGAGCCGGAGAGCGCCCUGUUGGCGGACGAGAUGAUGGAGCGACGACCGAGCACGCGGGCCGGUGCGAACGUGAUUCUGUACGGACCAUCGGGCACCGGUAAAACUGCGGCCGCUCGAGCAGUGGCCCGGUCGCUCGGUUCGACUCUGGCGUUCGUCAACGCGGAGAACCUGCUGUCGGCCUACCGCUUGGAGACCAAGAAAAAACUGCGCUCGCUGUACCGGAAGAUGCGCGCUCUCGUUUGCAUCACCGGUCGCAACGUGUUGCUGCUGCUGGACGCGGUGGACGGACUGGUGAAGAAUCGUAGCGGUGCCGUGACCAGCGGCGAGUACAGUCUGCUCACGAGAUUUCUCACGAUUCUCGAACCGAACGACGGGACGGACAACUACGGCGUGUUCAGCAUCUUCACGACCAACCGUCUAAGCAACCUGGACGACGCGUUUCGUCGUCGGUGCGCCGCCGUGUUCAUGGGUUACGUGGGUUACGUGGGAGGCCACGGUGCGAUUGUUCAACGCUUUUCUGCACUGACCGAUUGA